Molecule: messenger RNA, 1377 nt
Organism: Cladophialophora immunda
Lineage: Eukaryota; Fungi; Ascomycota; Eurotiomycetes; Chaetothyriales; Herpotrichiellaceae
Exons: 3
Coding region: 267-1127 (286 amino acids)
Biological process (GO): fungal-type cell wall organization
Cellular component (GO): plasma membrane; cell cortex of cell tip
Source: RefSeq, a predicted model, not a curated record
CACCGAUCAAGAUUCUGUUGUCAUGGCCUCUUCUUUGACGCAAGUCCCCCAAUGUACGACCCGAUUUGAGGCUGAGAGCAAACGACGAGACGGGUCGUCCUACAUUUAACGGGCCCAUCAGCACUGCCCUGGACUUGUCACUUGCACAAUCAAACCCGUGCUGCGUACUUGUAUUUCUGCUGCAGGGCCCAGACAGUCGUUCUUUUUCUAGAAAUCCAUUCGUUUUCCUGCAAAGAACCAUCCUCUCCCACAAGAUCCUUUCCAAGAUGCGGUUGUCUUCCCUCCUUACACUGGCAUGUGCCAUAACAGCUUUCGUUCUUUCCAUCCUCUGUCUGCUUGCUGGCGAUAAAAGGACGUUUCUGCAAGAUACGGAAAUAUUGACACUCAACAUCUCCCGGCUCGGUCAUGGGAGUCUAUUUGAUACCUCUAGUGGCGACAGCGGCUUGCUCUCCAGCUUGAGCAGCACCAUUCAGCAGGAUAUCAACGACAUCAUUGGCGAUGCAACCACUGAUAUUGCCUCGCUGCUGGGCCUACCCGACUUCUUCAAUGUCCAUGUCACAGACUACUGCCAGGGCACGUAUUCACCCAACUCCACGGUACACCAUGCCAAACAAAAUGUGACCGAAUGCUCCAACUCGACCCUGGGCUUUCACUUCCAGCCUACCAAGAUUGUCCAGGAUCUUCUGCCGGCUGGCAUCACCUUGGAUGACAUUCACUGGCCAAGCGACAUAACCGAUGCCGAACACACCAUCAAAGUUGUCAGCCGCAUCAUGGUGAUCUUCUACAUCAUUGGGAUAGUCUUGUCGGGUGUCGCAAUGUUCACUGCUGCCGCCGGCAUAUUUACCAACGGGCGACUAUCAGCGUUCUUCAACUGGUUGGUAGAUUUGCUUGCGUUCAUCAUGCUCGGUGUCGCCUCCGCUGUAGCAACGGCCGUGAUGGUCAUUGCGACCAACCGAAUCAACAAAUACACAGAUCAGAUCGGCAUCGCUUCGACCAAAGGGGGGAAAUUCCUUGCCAUAACAUGGGCGGCCACAGCAGUCAUGCUGCUGGCAUCGUUUGUGUCUAUUGUGCAAUGCUGUGUAGGGCGACCAAGACCCAAACGAUAUAGCGCGAAAGAUGGAUACUGAGACUGUGAGGUGCCUGAUGCAUAUUGGUAUAGGACUUUGAGGUUGUGGAUGACAGCAAGCCACCACCAUGGCGCACGACUUGUACAUGUUUCCAGUGGCGUAUCAGUGGCGCCAGAACCACCAGCACCAGACUUGGAUGAUAAGUAGUAAUGAUUGGGUUGCAGUGCUAUCGAGAAUGUUGCACAAAGCUACCACACUUUCUUCUUUCUUCUUGCGUGGGAGGAUGGCCGCCGUGGUCAACCAACGUGUA